UAGCUCGAACUGAUCGGACCGAAGGCGAAGGCGAAGCUCUUUAAUUGUUCUAACUUCUAAUCUAAGACCGGUUAAAUUGCUCACUGCUCUAAAGCAAUUCAAGGUAUUGUUCUAGUGAUAUGGCAAGCCGUAGACAUGCUGUCCUGACAUGUAUUAGAUUCUUCUCUCGGCAGCAGCAGCAUCGAGGUCUUGCAGAUGCUGCCCCCAAGCAACAAUCUCUCUGGGCUAAUGUAGAUGCUAAGAUAGAGCUUGCACUCCCAGAAAAACUCAAACCAUUGUGGAACCACCCGGCAGGAAUGAAAACUAUUCACUUCUGGGCUCCUUGUUUUAAAUGGUGCCUUGUAUUUGCUGGAAUCGCUGAUUACACUCGUCCUGCAGAGAAAUUAAGUGUUAGACAGUCUGGUGCUCUAGCUGCUACAGGUGUAAUUUGGGCUAGAUACUCCAUAGUGAUCAUCCCUAAAAACUGGAACCUGUUCAGUGUUAACUUCUUUCUUGGUCUGACUGGGCUCAUGCAACUUCUUAGGAUUUAUUUAUAUACAAAGGAGCAGGAGAAACUGGCUGCAGAGAAGGCUUCAGAAUUAGUUUCAGAGUCUACAACCACAACUGUCACUCAAGCCUGAUGACAAGUCCAUCCAAAUCAUUUGAUCUUCCAGACACUAUCACACCAUGACCUUCAACACGAGAUCACAUGGCCUUGAUGAUGUGACUAUGAUUGUCACCCUGCUGAAGGUUUGAUGAUGAUUGAAUUCUGAUAGAAGAAAUUCAAUUACACUAGCAUAUUUAAUACAGUAUCCUUGUCACUCAUUGAACAUUACAUGAAUAGUUCUGAGAGUCAAGUUUUCAUAGUAUAUUGUGUUUUUCCACCUGUUUGUCUGCAUUAUGCCAUUUAAAAGAGC
Molecule: messenger RNA, 896 nt
Organism: Lytechinus variegatus (green sea urchin)
Lineage: Eukaryota; Metazoa; Echinodermata; Echinoidea; Temnopleuroida; Toxopneustidae
Product: mitochondrial pyruvate carrier 2-like
Exons: 6
Coding region: 120-620 (166 amino acids)
Biological process (GO): pyruvate import into mitochondria
Cellular component (GO): mitochondrial inner membrane
Molecular function (GO): pyruvate transmembrane transporter activity
Source: RefSeq, a predicted model, not a curated record